CUCACCUGGUCUUCUUACGGCCACACACAGACUCGUGCCACCAUGAACCCCCUGGUGGCCGCCUGCCUGCUCGCCGGAGCAGCCGCAUUUCCGCAGCAGCGAACGUCCGACCGCGAUGCGGAAAUUCUGCGACAGAGCUUCGAGAUGGGCGACGGCGGCAGGUUCAGGUACGACUUCGAAACGAGCAACGGCAUCGUCGUCGAGGCGGCCGGUGAGAACCGUCAGAUCGGCGACGCCGAAGGCAUGGUGAUGCGCGGCUCGUACUCGUACACGUCGCCCGAGGGUGUCGACGUGACCAUCGAGUGGUUGGCGGACGAGACGGGCUUCCACGCCGUCGGCGACCAGGUGCCCGAGAUGCCGGAGUACGUGAAACAGCUGCUGAAGACGCUGCCGAACGGGACGCCGGUCACCAGCCAGGUCAUCCCUACCGACAGCAACCUCGGCCUUGUUGAUCCCGCAGGCCCCAUCGCGGAAGUCGGGCCAGGGACAGCCGACAUCUCAACAGGCAUCUCAGCCGAGCCGUUCGUCGCCAACAUUCCGGCUGGAGAUGCCGUUCAAGUUAUAAAGCCUGUCCUCCAGGUCAUCGAGGUUGAAGAUAGUCCUGUUGAAGCCUCCUUCGAUGGUCCCCGAUCUCAGCUUCCUGUCCAGGACUCCAUCGAUUCAUCUUUCACUUCAGGACCUAUCGAUGUUUCGAUAUCUCACUCUGCAGAAGACAGCUUCACGCUAGUUACAGUCCAGGAGAGUUCCUUCGAAGGCCCCAUCGAUGCGGGCUUCGCACCAGCUCUUCUUGAUGAUGUUCCCGCCUCGGAUCCGAUCGAUGACAUCCUCACAUCCGUCACAGUCGAUGAUAGUUCUCUCGGAAACCUAAAUGGUGAGCCCAUUGCACCAGAGCCCCUUGGCGAUAUCCCCGCCUCGGAUCCUAUUGACAACAUUUUCACACCUGUCGCCAUUGACAGCCCUGUUCAAGACUCCAUCAGCCAACCACUAACGUCAGUCAACCUCGAAGACGAAUCACCUGCAAACUUCAUCGAAGAUGUCCGUGAAGAACAACCAUUCGCAUCCGGCCUUGCUGCAGAUGCUGCUCCCGCUGAGCCGAUCAUCGAAACUCCCAACGCGGUCUCCGUCGCGCAAGUGUCCCUCCAAACUUCUUCGCAGUCUGAUACUGCGCAAUCUCAAGCUGGGGCAUUCAUCCCAGAUGACAUCGUGGAGCUCACUAAUUCUGACGACGGACCCAUCAGUGGUCAGAUCGUCAUAUCGUCGGUCUCGGCGGCGGCAGACAGCGCCCCAGCGCGAGCCCCUGUCAGCACCCUCGUCAGCACCCCUGUUAGCACCCCGGUCAGCACCCCCGUCAGCGUCCCCGUCCGCACUCCGAGCCGCAACCCGGACGGUAACCCCGAGUCCAUCCAGGACGCCAUCGCGUCUGCUCUUCGAGAGGACGCCGGCCCCGCCGGUGCCGGCGCCCCUUCGCCCGGAGACAUCGCCAAGAAGGAGGUGCCCUCGAGUGAGUUCAUUGUACUCGGAGCCUGAGGCGGGUGGUCAAUACGGGGUCGACGCCAGAAGGGAUUCCAGUCCAACCCUUCGGCGCGCUCAUGGACCGGUGUCAAACGCUGCCAUAUCACCGCCAAUCAAGUGUUGGUGUUGUUCUACCGACUGUGAUGUCUUUUGUGGAGUGUGUGCCAUUGAUGUUUGGUGUGACAUGUGGACCUGUAUGUCAUCGAAACUGAUUAACAUCAAUAAAUUAUUUAUAUCGCAUAGAAA
Molecule: messenger RNA, 1758 nt
Organism: Amphibalanus amphitrite
Lineage: Eukaryota; Metazoa; Arthropoda; Thecostraca; Balanomorpha; Balanidae
Product: flocculation protein FLO11-like
Exons: 1
Coding region: 43-1527 (494 amino acids)
Cellular component (GO): chitin-based extracellular matrix
Molecular function (GO): structural constituent of chitin-based larval cuticle
Source: RefSeq, a predicted model, not a curated record